AUGACGGGCCAGGCGAAUCUCUGCGCGUUCCCCGACGUCGAUAUCCUCGCUCCGGCGCUCAGGACCUACAUUGCCCAAUGUGAGCAAGCUGGUCUUUUGCGACACGACGUAUUCAAGAUCGCCGUAUCGGGUGGCUCUCUCCCCAAUACCCUUGCCCGUGCUCUACUAGCGCCCGCGACCGGUCCUGCCGACGAAUUACACUUUGACAAGUGGGAAAUCUUCUUUGCUGAUGAGCGCGCCGUGCCCCUUGACCACGCCGACUCCAACUAUGGCCUACUGAAGAAGGAGUUCCUCGAUAAGAUCCCGGCCGAUCAGGGACAGCCCAUCGUUCAUCCUAUCGACGUCCAGCACCUUGAUGACGUGCAAGAGCUCGCCGACCAGUACGAGCAAGUUCUGAGAAUCACUCUGUCUUUGCCCGUCGUCACACACUCCGUCAGGGUCGCCUUUGUGGCUACCGGCGGCGGCAAGAAGGAUAUUAUGAAGGCUAUCUUUGAGCGAGGCGACGAUCUCCCCUGCGCUCUCGUCAACUCGGCUACUGGUGAGAGGUGUACCUGGUUUGUCGAUAACCCCGCCGUGGAAGGAGUCUCGUACCCGAGGAAGGGUUUCUUGUAA
Messenger RNA from Parascedosporium putredinis, 612 nucleotides. The record is from the annotation of a GenBank genome assembly. Lineage: Eukaryota; Fungi; Ascomycota; Sordariomycetes; Microascales; Microascaceae.